Molecule: messenger RNA, 2154 nt
Organism: Oryza sativa Japonica Group (Japanese rice)
Lineage: Eukaryota; Viridiplantae; Streptophyta; Magnoliopsida; Poales; Poaceae
Product: pentatricopeptide repeat-containing protein At1g31920
Molecular function (GO): zinc ion binding; protein binding
Source: RefSeq, a predicted model, not a curated record
GUACGACGAGCUUACCUAGCUAGCUGACUGCUCGAGACGACGAGACGUGCGAUUUUUACUCCUCACGGUAAACGAUUCUUGUGAACGCCGGCGCUCCAUGUAGCAUGGUGGGGGGUUUAGUGCUCUCCCAGGCGCAGCACCAGGUCGGGAUCGCCGCGACGUCGCCGGCGCAGGCGCAGGCGGCGGAGCAGGCGGCCUUCAGGGGGAGGGAUCACCGGGCGCCAUGCGCGAACCUGGACGAGGCGAGGAAGGCGCACGCGCGGCACGUCAAGCUCGGCCUCGACCGCUCGCCGCGGCACGCGCGGCCGCUCCUCGCGGCGUGCGCGCUCGCCGCCGACUGGCCCGGGAGCAUGGCCUACGCGGCCUCCAUCUUCGCGGCGCUCGACGACCCCGAGGCGUUCGACUACAACACCCUGAUGCGCGGCUACGUCGCCGCCGCCGGCGGCGGCGGCCGCGACCCCGCGGCCGCGCUGCGGCUGUUCGUGGACAUGGUGGAUGACGGCGUCGAGCCCGACAGCUACACGUUCCCGUUCGUCUUCAAGGCGUGCGCCCAGCUCGGCGCCUUGCAAGAAGGGAGACAGUUGCAGGGACACCUCGUGAAGCUCGGGUUUCAGCGUGACGAGCACUCGCAGAACAGCCUCAUCAGCUUCUACGGCAAGUGCGGCGAGGCUGACCUGGCUCGCCGCGCGUUCGAGCAGAUGGAGGACGAUGAGCAGACGACGGCUUCCUGGAGCGCGCUGCUCGCGGCGUACACGAGGGCCGGACGCUGGGCGGAGUGCGUCGAGUCGUUCGGCGCCAUGGUGCGCGCGGGAUGGAGGCCCGACGAGAGCUCCAUGGUCAGCGCGCUCUCGGCGUGCGCGCACCUGGGCGCCCACGACGUCGGCCGGAGCAUCCAUUGCGCUCUGCUGAGGAACACCGCGAGGCUGAACACGUUCAUGAGCACGUCCCUGGUGGACAUGUACGCCAAGUGCGGCUGCAUCGAGAACGCGGCGGCGGUGUUCGACGCGAUGGACGACAAGAACGCGUGGACGUACAGCGCCAUGGUGUCCGGCUUGGCAUUGCACGGCGACGGGCGUAAGGCGCUGGAGGUGUUCGACGCGAUGGUCAGGGAGGGCCACAGGCCCGACGCCGCCGUGUACGUCGGCGUGCUGAACGCCUGCAGCCGCGCCGGCCUCCUCGAGGAAGGGCUCCGCUGCUUCGACCGGAUGCGGCUGGAGCACAAGCUGACACCCAACGCGCAGCACUACGGCUGCAUGGUGGACCUCAUGGCGCGAGCGGGGAGGCUGGACGACGCGCGCGCGCUCAUCGGGAGCAUGCCCACGGGGCCGACGGACACGGCGUGGCGGAGCCUGCUCAACGCGUGCCGCAUCCACGGCAACCUGGAGCUCGCCGAGCGCGCGCUGCAGGAGCUGGAGCGCCUCGGCGCCACCAACGCCGGCGACUACAUAAUCCUCUCCGACAUGCACGCCAGGGCCCACAACCGGGACGCCGCCGCGGCGCGCCGGACGGAGGCGGUGGACAGGGGCCUCGCGCAGGCCCCCGGGUACAGCGCCGUCGAGGUGCACGGCGCGACGCACCGGUUCGUGUCGCAGGACAGGUCGCACCCGCGGGCGGACGACAUCUACGAGAUGCUGCACCAGAUGGAGUGGCAGCUCCGGUUCGAGGGGUACACGCCCGACACGUCGGAGCUGGCGCUGGACGCAGGCGAGGAGGAGAAGCGGCGCGUGGUCGCGGCGCACAGCCAGAAGCUGGCCAUGGCGUUCGGCCUGCUCAGCACGCCGGAGGGGGCGCCGGUGAGGGUCGUCACCAACCUCCGGAUGAGCAAGGAGUGCCACGCGUACAGCGCGCUCAUCUCGGAGAUCUUCGGGAGGGAGAUCGUCGUCAGGGACCGGAACCGGUUCCACCGCUUCAAGCGCGGCGCAUGCAGCUGCAGAAACUACUGGUGAGACGGCUGGGCUGGCAUAGUGGCAUGGCAUCUCUCUGUGAUUGAUGUAAAUAUGGACAUUUUCCUUGUGUUUCAUGCAAGUGUAAGAUUAAUUCCUUUGUUGUGUAUGAUCCACAAUGUUAGAUCAAUUAUAGUAUUAUACUGUUGUGCAAUGAAAACAAGACUGAUGAGUUAUAUAAAUGAUGGUAAAUAUGCAUUUCGAGUAACUA